Molecule: messenger RNA, 854 nt
Organism: Triticum dicoccoides
Lineage: Eukaryota; Viridiplantae; Streptophyta; Magnoliopsida; Poales; Poaceae
Exons: 1
Coding region: 26-730 (234 amino acids)
Biological process (GO): root development; shoot system development
Source: RefSeq, a predicted model, not a curated record
GCAGCGAUAACCUUCAAGCUCAGAUAUGGCUUUCCACCAAAGAUCGACAAGUUUGCCUUCUAGGCCUCACGUCAGUGAGACCGAAGUCGAGCUAGAGCUUCACAGCCUAGAAGCAAGCAUCUCUUCCUCCACUUCCAUCAGCACGAUGUGCGAUGAUCUCAGGAGUCUUACAAACAUCUACGAUGCUCUUGAAGAGAUUAUUUGCCUACCAAGCAAACAUGUUUGCUCAGCCCAGCAGAGGAGCAUGUUGGAUGGAGAAAUGGAAGGUUCUCUCGAGCUGCUAGAUCUCUGCAGCGUCAUGCAAGAGAUCUUCGUCGAGAUGAAGGCCAUCAUCCAAGAGCUGCAAGUGGCUCUAAGGAAAGGUGAUGAUGCAACUACUCAAGCCAAGAUCCAAUCUUACACCCGCUUGGUGAAGAAGUCCAAGAAUCUUUUCAAGAAGACCGCGAAGAAGGCUCCUGCAGAUUGUAGCAUGGUCAUGCUGUUGGCCAAGGCUAGAGAGAUCUCGGUGUCUCUCCUGGAAUCCACACUCCGUCUCUUGUCGAAGCAAAUCAAAAUGCCUAAACAGUCUCUUGUUUUCAAGUCAUUUCAGAAAAAGAAAGCAGUGGUUUGCAAGGAGGUGCAAUUGUCAGGGCUAGAGUGCAGUAUCGGCGAUCUCGAGAGCGGAGCAGGACAUCUGUUCAGGAAAUUAGUCCAGAGCAGAGUUUCUGUACUCAACAUCCUUAGCUCAUAGAUACUCCUGAGUUACUGUUGACGCCCUUCGAUUGGCAUCCGCCUUUUAAGGAAUAGUUGAUCAUCAUACAAUUUUUCCCAUAUGCAUACACUAUACUGUAUAAAUGUACAUGAUACUACAGAAA